GCAUACGUCAGUCGUAAACUGCUCCGCAUUGCUGUCAUGUUUGUAGUUGUGUGUGUUGACAAAUAUCUGUUCAAUCGAAACCAAAGUGUACACAUUCCGUGUAAUUGUCGUCGUAAGUGACUAAACACACACCGCGUGUUGAGGACUUCCUUCUUUCGAUUGAGUUUAUAUUUGAAGUAGCUGUAGUAGCGCGAUAUCCUGCCAUCCGCGCUGCAGAAGCGAUGUAUUCGCGUGUCUACGCCGGUGUCGUGAAGAGAGCAUCAAGCUACACGCUUACUUUACAUUCUACUGUUCCGCUCAAGAGACCACAUCACUGCCAUUUCUCCUGGUGGGGUUCAUCCGCAUGCGACAGGUUGUGCAACACCUAUGAAGAAUCUAGAAAGUGGUGCCUGCAUGGGAAAUAUCUCUCAACACGCCAGGAUUUAGACUUUCAGCAGAGCCGAGUUCAGAUCAACAGUAUUCUAAGGACCAAUGAGCAGAGUGUAAAUUUGCCAGAGUUUGAUGUUAGGGGUCUCAGUGCUGUUAGGAAGUUUGAAAGUAACCAGGUAGCUGCUAACACACCAAAUGAAGACCGACGCAGUGCAGCUACUUGCUUACAGUCAAAAGGCAUGCUCUUUGGGGUCUUUGACGGCCAUGGCGGCUGGGCGUGCGCCCAGGCCGUCAGUGAACGACUGCUCUAUUACGUUGCCGUUGCAAUGAUGCCGAAAUCCUGCUUGGAGGAGCUGGAGAGGUGCAUGGAGAGCGGCAAAUGUGUCCUGCCCAUUUUACAGUGGUACAAGCAUCAUACAGAUAUGAAUUAUCGGGACUCUGCCUCUCUGUAUAUCGAUCAUCUCAGAGUCUUCUGGCAGGAAUUACUAAACAACGAGGAUCAUGAGGCAGGUAUGAGCCCUCAGGAAGCUCUGGAUUGUGCAUUUAAGCGCCUGGAUGCCGAUAUCUCCUUGGAGGCUCAAGUCCCACUUUCCAACGGCCUGAUGAGAAGCACAGCCAUCCAGGUUGCAUUUUCAGGUUCCACUGCCUGUGUGGCUCACGUGGACACAGAUGGCAUCUAUGUGGCAAACACCGGUGACUGUCGAGCAGUUCUUGGAGUGCAAAACCAGGACGGUUCAUGGAGCGCCGUGCCUCUGUCUCUGGACCACAACUCUCAAAACAAAGCGGAGGUGGAACGGAUCAAAGCCCAGCAUCCGCCCUCAGAGAGAAGCACAGUGAUCACAGAUGACAGACUGCUUGGGGUUCUGAUGCCGCUGCGCUCCUUUGGAGACAUGAAGUUCAAAUGGAGCCGUCAGCUACAGCAGAGCAUUUUAGCCAGCCUGGAACCUGGAAUGGACCUGGACUCUCUCAGUUUGUAUCACUACACUCCCCCAAACUACUUAACUCCUCCAUACCUGGAGGUGACGCCUGAGAUCAUCUACCACAAGCUGAGGCCUCAGGACCGCUUCCUGAUCCUCGCCACGGACGGGCUGUGGGAUGAACUGCAGAACGAGGAGGCAGUGCGACUUGUUGGAGAGCACUUUAGUGGAGUUCACAUACAGGCACCAGUUUCUCCUGCUGAGAAGAAGCUGAAGUUGGGUCAAAUGCACGAACUCCUGCUAAGGCGCCAAGCCCGUGCUUCUCCAGCGCUGGACGCCAACGCCGCCACACACCUGAUCAGACACGCUCUGGGCAUGGGGGAAUACAGAGAGCUGUCCCAGGAGAGACUGGCCUCAAUGCUGGCUCUGCCAGAAGACCUGGCUCGAAUGUACAGAGACGACAUCACCGUUACAGUGCUGUAUCUGAACUCUGACCUCGCUCGACCUCAUCAAGGCUAACGCAAGACCUCCUUCAGAGGCUGGACUGACUGACAGAAACACUCCACUGACACGUCACCGACAUGUUACAUUAUAUUCAGUUAACAUUCCUCUGUCGUGUUUAAGAACCACAUCAGAUGUUGUGAUUUAUUGUUACAGAGUUAAAAACUCACUUGUCCAACAACAGUAUUUUCGCCUUUCCUGCACAAACUUUUAAUCACUUUGUUCUUGUUUACUGUAUGUUUAAAAAAUCUCUAACUUUUAAUCAAUGAAGAUCAUUCCAGUAAUUUAACUAUUCUUUACUUGCCUAUAUUAAAAGAAACUUUUAUA
Messenger RNA from Oryzias melastigma (Indian medaka), 2114 nucleotides. It is a transcript of the gene pdp2, whose product is annotated as putative pyruvate dehydrogenase phosphatase isoenzyme 2. Gene Ontology annotation, molecular function: protein serine/threonine phosphatase activity; cation binding. The record is from RefSeq and is a predicted model, not a curated record. The transcript has 9 exons. Gene Ontology annotation, biological process: protein dephosphorylation. Lineage: Eukaryota; Metazoa; Chordata; Actinopteri; Beloniformes; Adrianichthyidae. The coding region runs from base 222 to 1805 and encodes 527 amino acids.